Messenger RNA from Sordaria macrospora k-hell, 402 nucleotides. RefSeq lists its product as uncharacterized. The record is from RefSeq and is a predicted model, not a curated record. Lineage: Eukaryota; Fungi; Ascomycota; Sordariomycetes; Sordariales; Sordariaceae.
AUGUCACCGAACUGUCACGCAUGCGGCCAGCGCUGCGGCAAGGUCAAAGCUCCCCUUCUGGAUCUCGUUCCACCGGUGGAAGACGCUCCCACGAUGGAGAAGAAGAACAACAAGAAUAAGUCCCAGGACAAAGCAGCCACGGCAGAAGUCAACAAGACCGAAGUACCGUGGGUGAUUAACACACUCGAAAACCUGCUUGACUACGUCCACGAUUGGAUUCCAGGCUACCACUUUGCCAAGCGAGUAGUCGAAAACUUGUACAGACGCCCAAAUCCCACGGCAUCUCUUACCAUCUCCUCGGUCUACACGGUUUUCUCCACCGACCCCAUCGUCAACAUUACCAAAAAGAGAAAACGACAAAAGCAUAAGAAGACACCGAGUAUUCCGGCAAGCCCCGUUUAG